GUUGUUUAUCUGGGGUCGCUAAAAACCCAACAUCUAUUUCCAUGGGAACGCGGGGUGUUUGUUCGGCUCCUUCCCACGACCCACCCGGCUGGACCGGACCGGACCGGACUACAGCUCCCGGCAUGCACCGAGCGCGAGCGGGGCCGCAGCCUCCGGACCGGACCGGACCGGACUACAGCUCCCGGCAUGCACCGAGCGCGAGCGGGGCCGCGCCGCCCUGUUCUCGGGGGCGCCCGGGACCCCGCGCUGCGCGCCCGGCCCGGGAAUGGCUGCGGGGCUCCGCGCCCGGGUAGGGCCCUGGCUGCGCUGGCGCCCGCGGGGCGAUGUGGCUCCUUGGAGAAGCCGCAGCCCGGGGGGACCCGCAGCCCGAGCAGAGCCCCCGCCCUCCCCCCCCCCCCGUCGCUACGUGUCCCGGGCUCUGCGGGGAUCGGGGCCCCGAGAGCUCGGGGCAGAUGUAACUCGAGCCCCAAGGCGCGGGGUGCCGGUGGCGUUCGAGGACGUGGCGGUCUAUUUCUCCCCGGAGGAGUGGGCGGCGUUAGCGGAAUGGCAGAGGGAGCUGUACUGGGACGUGAUGAAGGAGAAUUACGUGCUGGUGGCCUCGCUGGGUGAGGCUCCUUUCUUUGCAGCCACACACAUGAAUGUCCCUGACUCGGAGAGACCAGACCCAACGUCACUGAGCCCAGCAGCGACGCCGUUCCCCCGGGAUCCCCGGUGAUGCUGUCGCUGCCAGGCCAGGGCGAGGAGCACUGGGGAAGGGGUUUUCCCGCGGGCUCUUAGUGGGGCAUCUUCCCUGAGAGAGGCAAUCACAGGGGCUAGUCGGCGGGGGAAGACGUUCUCUAGGCUGGUGCAGGACUGGCCCAGUCCUUGUCCUGGCAGAGCCCAGACUGGGGGCCUUGGCCCAGGGCUGUGGGAACAGCGCUAACCCAGCCAGGUCUGGUGCUGGGGUAAUGGGGUCCUGCCAGGCCGUGGCCCAGAACCGCCAGCCCCAGAAAUUCAGAAACCACCAGGCAGACCCCAUUUUGUUGCCCAAUCACUUAGUUUUGUGAGAUUUUUGAAGUUCUUCACAGUCUGCUUUGGGCAAGGGCAAGGUGCCUGGGAGAUACGGGAACACGCACACAAGAAGGGGUUCCCUGGGCAGGAGAGGGCAAGGCUGCGCCAUGAAUAGCCCCGGGGCUUGGGGCAAGAGAAGUGGCGCCCCACUGUUGUCACAGAGAUCCUUGGACCGUCGCGUGGCCGGUCGGGGGCUG
Molecule: messenger RNA, 1247 nt
Organism: Chrysemys picta bellii (western painted turtle)
Lineage: Eukaryota; Metazoa; Chordata; Testudines; Emydidae
Source: RefSeq, a predicted model, not a curated record